Molecule: messenger RNA, 543 nt
Organism: Salvia hispanica
Lineage: Eukaryota; Viridiplantae; Streptophyta; Magnoliopsida; Lamiales; Lamiaceae
Product: polyamine oxidase 2-like
Biological process (GO): polyamine catabolic process
Cellular component (GO): peroxisome
Molecular function (GO): polyamine oxidase activity
Source: RefSeq, a predicted model, not a curated record
AUGCAGUCUUAUCUUUGCGAUUCAAGCUUGGAGAGGAAAUCCACAAACUCUCCAUCAGUUAUCGUCAUAGGUGCUGGUUUUGCUGGAAUUACAGCUGCACGGACUCUUCAUGAUGCCUCGUUUCAGUUAUUGCUACGUGGUGUUGGCAAUGAGAACCCAUUGGCUUCGCUCAUUGGGAGAUUGGGACUACCCCUUUACUGGACAAGUGGGGACAACUCAGUUUUGUAUGACCACAAUUUAGAAAGCUAUGCUCUCUAUGACAUGGAUGGUAAUCAAGUCCCUCAAGACUUGGUCGCAAAGGUUGGUGAAACAUUUGAGGCCAUCUUGAAAGAGACUGAUGUUAUCAGACAGGAAUUCAGAGAAGACAUGUCUAUCCAACGUGCAAUCUCAAUUGUUUUUGACAGGAGGCUGGACCUAAGGUUGGAAGGAGUUGAUCAUAAGGUGUUACUGUGGUACCUCUGCAGAAUGGAAGGCUGGUUUGCUGCUGAUGCUGAUACUAUCUCACUUAGAGGCUGGGACCAGGUUGCUUGCUCGUGCUUAUAA